Polychytrium aggregatum is the source of this 1508-nucleotide messenger RNA. Its product is annotated as cyclophilin-like domain-containing protein. Lineage: Eukaryota; Fungi; Chytridiomycota; Chytridiomycetes; Polychytriales. Gene Ontology annotation, molecular function: peptidyl-prolyl cis-trans isomerase activity. The coding region runs from base 23 to 1318 and encodes 431 amino acids. The transcript is spliced from 7 exons. The record is from RefSeq and is a predicted model, not a curated record. Gene Ontology annotation, biological process: protein peptidyl-prolyl isomerization; protein folding. Gene Ontology annotation, cellular component: intracellular membrane-bounded organelle.
GCCAGCACGCUGGGUUUUCGACAUGGGCUGCACAAGCCACACCAGCGGGGCGCGGCUGCGAUCGCCGCCAGAAGCAGAUCUUCGAGGCUGCGUGUCGGCUUGGUUUUGCACACACCCUCCCAGCACCAACGCAGCCAUGUCGAGGCCCAGAUGCUUCUUGGAUAUCCAGGUCGGCAGCGGCCCAGCCAAAAGGAUCGAACUCGAGCUGUUUGGCGAUGAGGUUCCCCGGACCGCCGAAAACUUUCGUGCCCUGUGCACAGGCGAGAAGGGGCGCAGCUCUGCCUCUGGCAACGUACUCCACUACAAAGGAUCCAAAUUUCACAGGAUCAUCAAAGAUUUUAUGAUCCAAGGCGGAGACUAUACCAGAGGCGACGGAACCGGUGGCGAAAGCAUUUAUGGAGCUACCUUCCCGGAUGAAGCGCUCAAGCGCAAGCACGAUAGCCCUCUUCUCCUCUCGAUGGCGAACCGUGGGCCCAAUACGAAUGGGAGCCAGUUCUUCAUUACCUCACGGCCUACGCCUCACCUCGAUGGGAAGCAUGUCGUCUUUGGCCGCGUCGUUCGAGGCGAGGCAGUCGUUCGCGAGAUCGAAGAUCUGCCGACCGACAAGCACAACAAACCGUUUGAGCCUGUGGUGAUUGUGAAGUGUGGCGAGCUGGAGCGUAUGGGAUCGCCUGAAGUGCGCCCAGCCCGAGCCCCUGAAGCUGCUCCAGCCACGGAUAUGCCUGAGAGAAGACUUCGUCGAAAGAGAAGCCCUUCGGUCAGCUCGGUAUCGUCUGCCUCGUCAUCGUCAACUUCAUCUUCAUCAUCGUCGUCGUCGUCAUCGGCAUCGGCAUCGUCAUCGGCAUCCUCCUCCUCUUCGUCGUCGUCGUCGUCGCGUCGAUCCAAGCGAACGACCAGGAAGCAGAAGCAGUCGAAACGAGCCAAGCAUUCGAAAGUGACGGCAAACUCUUCGGAAGUCAACAACAGCGCUGCUGCGACCGAGACAAAGAUAUAUGACUUUGACGAGCCCAGAAACUGGCUAGACCGAUCAUACGAUUCGAGACGGCCCGAGCGACCUCGCUACCAGGAUCGAGACAGGAACCGUAGCCGAGACAGGAACCGUAGCCGAGAUCGAGACCGUAGCCGAGAUAGGAACCGUAGCCGAGAUCGAGAUCGAGAUCGAGACCAGGAUCGCGACGGUCGCUUUGACGGUCACGACAGACGCACCGACGUUUUUUCCCGUCUCGGGGCUGGCAAGGACGGAUCCAGCGUUGUCCGGCACGACAGAGAAGGACGCAUUGUCAAGGGACGUGGCAGCUUGCGCUUUGGCUCCAGAUAGCUAUCCUGGGCGUGUGUUCAUGCCGCACAUCGCCUGGCCUGGACAGGGAUUCGACAUGCAUGCAGAGAGAGAGCGGCGCGAUUGUGGAUGCGGAGAAUACAGACGUCCAGAAAGAAACGGGACAGUCACUCUCUGGCAUCAACGAGACAAGUCUGCCGAUCCGGAUGCUCCAGUGAACAAGCCAUGCGAU